GACCCAGACAUCUGGGACUGUUGUUGUUCUCUCGCCGCGCGACCGCCACGGUCAGUUCGCCGGGAGACCCGGACCUGGUUCCCUGGCGAGCGGGGGGCUGUGUCCUUCCCGGUUCCCGAAAGCUGCGGCAGGAGCCGGCGCCGACGCCCUGCUGCUGGUCUCCGAUGCCCUUCGGUGAGGAGGGGGCGGCCAGACCCUGGUGAGCAGCACCCAGGCGCCCCCCAACUCGCUGGCUUCUCCGACCCCUCAGGCCCGCGCACCCCAGUCUGGUUGCCAUGGCUGAAAACGCCGAGGGGGACCUGAACUCCAACCUGCUCCACGCCCCCUACCACACCGGGGACCCCCAGCUAGACACGGCCAUCGGGCAGUGGCUCCGUUGGGACAAGAAUCCCAAAACAAAAGAGCAGAUCGAAAAUCUGUUACGGAAUGGGAUGAACAAGGAACUUCGAGAUCGUCUUUGUUACCGGAUGACUUUUGGGACUGCAGGACUUCGUUCUGCCAUGGGGGCGGGGUUUUGCUACAUUAAUGACCUUACAGUAAUACAGUCAACACAAGGGAUGUACACAUACCUUGAGAGGUGUUUCUCAGAUUUCAAGCAGAGAGGCUUUGUGGUUGGGUAUGACACGCGGGGCCAAGUAACCAGCAGCUGCAGCAGCCAGAGACUUGCUAAACUUACUGCUGCAGUCUUACUGGCUAAAGAUGUUCCUGUGUACCUUUUUUCCAGAUAUGUUCCUACACCUUUUGUGCCGUACGCAGUCCAGGAACUGAAAGCAGUUGCAGGUGUGAUGAUUACCGCGUCUCACAACCGUAAGGAAGACAAUGGAUAUAAGGUUUAUUGGGAAACUGGUGCUCAGAUCACAUCUCCUCAUGAUAAAGAAAUUCUGAAAUGCAUAGAAGAAUGUGUGGAACCCUGGAAUGGUUCCUGGAAUGAUAAUUUAGUGGAUACCAGCCCACUGAAGAGAGAUCCUCUGCAGGAGAUUUGCAGGAGAUACAUGGAAGAUCUGAAAAAGAUCUGUUUUUACAGGGAAUUAAACUCAAAAACCACCUUGAAAUUUGUGCACACAUCUUUCCAUGGAGUCGGACAUGACUAUGUACAGACGGCUUUCCAAGUGUUUGGCUUCAAGCCUCCAAUUCCAGUACCAGAACAAAAAGAUCCUGAUCCAGACUUUUCUACUGUGAAAUGCCCGAAUCCUGAGGAAGGAGAAUCUGUGCUGGAACUUUCCCUGAGACUGGCAGAGAAAGAAAAUGCCCGGAUAGUGCUCGCCACGGACCCUGAUGCAGACCGACUCGCCGUGGCAGAGCUCCAGGAGAAUGGUCAUUGGAAAGUUUUCACAGGGAAUGAGCUGGCAGCUUUGUUUGGGUGGUGGAUGUUCGAUUGCUGGAAGAAAACUACAGCAAGAAAUGCUGAUGUGAAGAAUGUGUACAUGUUAGCCACCACAGUCUCAUCUAAAAUUUUGAAGGCAAUUGCCCUUAAAGAAGGAUUUCAUUUUGAAGAAACAUUACCAGGUUUUAAAUGGAUCGGAAGUAGGAUAAAAGACCUCCUGGACAAUGGAAAAGAAGUCCUUUUUGCAUUUGAAGAGUCUAUUGGUUUCCUGUGUGGAACUUCGGUUUUAGAUAAAGAUGGGGUGAGUGCCGCCGUUGUUGUCGCUGAGAUGGCGUCUUACCUGGAGACCAUGAACACCACAUUGAAACAGCAGCUGACUAAUGUUUAUGAAAAAUAUGGUUAUCAUAUUUCAAAAACUUCAUAUUUCUUGUGUUAUGAUCCACCUACCAUCAAAAGUAUAUUUGAAAGGCUUCGCAAUUUUGAUUCUCCAAAAGAAUAUCCAAAAUUUUGUGGGACAUUUGCUAUAUUGCAUGUACGGGACAUUACCACUGGAUACGACAGCAGCCAGCCGAAUAAGAAAUCAGUGUUGCCUGUGAGUAAAAGCAGCCAGAUGAUUACAUUCACCUUUCAGAAUGGCUGCGUUGCUACUCUACGGACAAGCGGGACAGAACCAAAGAUAAAGUAUUAUGCAGAGAUGUGUGCAUCCCCUGACCAAAGUGACACAGCCUUACUGGAAGAAGAGUUGAAGAAACUCAUCGAAGCCCUCAUUGAGAAUUUUCUUGAACCCAGUAAGAAUGGACUGACCUGGCGCUCUGUCUAGGGCACACCUGUGCAUCCUGUCCUUGCCUGGCAUACGGAACAGAGCAACUGAGAACUCCCCUGUGUUGAACCUCGUGUUAGCUUUCUCUCUCGCUCAUUCAGCCAAGUAUCGUUUUCCUUUUAUUUUCUGUCUUUUUUUUUAGUUAACUGACUAAACUGAGUCAGUAAACUGACUAAAACACACUGCAUAAAUUUCAAGUGAAAUAGUCCGGAGAGAAGUGAUUCAAAUUUUUUUUUGGUAUUUUAAAAGUCAUUACAUCAAAAGUAUUACAGUAACACGUCGUUCUUCCUGAAUAGAAACAUGAUAAUACAAAAGUGAGUUUUAUUAUUAAAGUGUGAUUAAGCUUAGUUCCAUAUCUUGUAAUUGUGUAUAGCAUGGUAAAAAAAUCUGAUAAAUGUUAUAUAAUUAUAUGGUUAGUUAUGGGAAUCCAUAAUAUUGGCAGGAAUAAGAAACUGCUCCAAGAUCAUAAUGGAAAAGUAUCAUUGUUAUAUCACAGAUAUUAAUUUACAGCUUAGAGUAUUUAAAAUAGGGUCUGUAGCAUUUCUAGCUUAGAGCAGAUGUUGUGUGUUUCAGCAGCUGGUUCAGGUGCCUGUGGUGCAGUGUGGACUUCCUGUGAUAUUUAACAUGUUUACUGAACAAGGAACAGUAGUGGCAUUGUUCUCUUAGAGUGUCCCUAUGCCUUCUCAGGGUCUGGUGUGAACUGAAACAGUUUCUGCAUUGGGUAUCAAUUAAUUUUCAGGAGUUAAGGAAAAUCUUCCAAACUAUAUAGGUGCUUCCUCUGUAUCCAGUGGGUUUGCUGAUUUGAAAAUCUUAGGAUUGUAAAUAAAGGUCAUUUAAAAGUGGGCUUAAGGUAACUGUGGUUAAGAAUCUUCACAUUAGAACUGUGUCAGUUACAACCUUUAAAGAAAAAAUCUGAACUGAGAAAUAAGCUCUGAAUUUGACAGUAUAACUUUUGAAUUACAUUUUUGUGAGUACAAUUAUUUCUUUAUUUGAUGGAGUCAUGCUAAUUUUACUAAGAAGGCAUCCAGAUUUUAAGUAUUCUGAAACACUAAAACUAUACUUUUAAAACUAAAGUCCAGUUUAGUAUAACCUCUUGCAGGCUUCUGUAGAAUCUCUGAUCACGUGGUGAUUAUUUAUAUUUUUAUUUUUUCAGUGGGGAAACUUUUUUUUUUUUUUUUUCAUGAAAAUCACUCCGGGCUGAUUCUAGUCCCUUGAGAAGACAUUCAGAGAAAGGCUAGUGAACCUCCUUACGGUUUAUAUUGUCCUGUAUACUUUGCAGAACAUGUAUGUGCUUUAGUUAAAAAGUGGCAAUGACAAGAUCUUGGGUAUGAUCCUAAUAAACAGAUUGCCUCUAGCAGAUUGCACUGGUAUUAGAGAAUUUCUUUCCUAAAAAUAAUAACAACAAAGUUUGAACUGAUUAGAACAUUCAGUAAAUCAUGGUUUGGUACGUUGCAGCUGUCAGCUAACAUUCAGUUGAGCUUACAUAAUCUAAACAUGACUUUCAGAUUAUUGUAUUGCCACUAUUGUUAAUUUGUUCUCCUUACUUUCUUCUAGCUGGAUCUUGUAUGACUAUAGGUAAUACACAGUAGCUGAAUGUAGAGUGCCACUGCUUGGAGUUUGUCUUCAAAGGCUUCACACUGUAGAAAAAAGUAGAAUUUUUUGUUUUAUUUUAAAAGAGUGUAA
Messenger RNA from Lepus europaeus (European hare), 3827 nucleotides. RefSeq names its product phosphoglucomutase 2 like 1 (gene PGM2L1). Gene Ontology annotation, biological process: carbohydrate metabolic process. Lineage: Eukaryota; Metazoa; Chordata; Mammalia; Lagomorpha; Leporidae. The record is from RefSeq and is a predicted model, not a curated record. The transcript has 14 exons. Gene Ontology annotation, molecular function: intramolecular phosphotransferase activity; glucose-1,6-bisphosphate synthase activity. The coding region runs from base 276 to 2144 and encodes 622 amino acids.